Zootermopsis nevadensis is the source of this 4511-nucleotide messenger RNA. RefSeq lists its product as uncharacterized. Lineage: Eukaryota; Metazoa; Arthropoda; Insecta; Blattodea; Termopsidae. Gene Ontology annotation, cellular component: plasma membrane. The record is from RefSeq and is a predicted model, not a curated record. Gene Ontology annotation, molecular function: protein binding.
GAUUACUGAUUUCUGAUAAGCGAAGUACCAAAAAUAAGUCUUUUUGGGCGGUUAACUAUGAUUUAGACGUACAAGUUUAGAAGGCGUAGAGCGAAGAGUGAAAAAGAAAACGCCUCUAGAAGGCCUUGAGGGAAUUAAAUAUGGCCGUGUUUAUGUAUAUGUUGUUUGCUUUCACGCUAGUGUCGCAUUUUCUGUGGAAGUGCCCCGGACAACUUACUAAACAGUUAUAUGGAUUAGAGUUUUCUUCCUCACAGUUAUCCACAGGACAGCCUAUUGUAUUGAGAAAAGGUGAUAUGUUAAACCUUACCUGUAAAGUAACAUCAGCAAGCAAUAUUUCAGUACCAAGAUUUGAAAUUGCAAUUCAUACUCCGUACUAUUCCCAAAACAGCAUGAAUAGAGUUCUACAGAAUAAGGGCUACAACACAGUGAAUAUUGUGGUUCAGAACUUGCAAGAAAGUGAUAGCGGGGAUUAUAAAUGCGAAGCAAUAAAUGAUGAAGAGCAGAUGCAGUUCCAUCUGGCGCUGCUGGUGAUUGUAAAGCACAAGAAAUGUGGCCCACACUUUUUCCAGUGCUUAAAUGGAGUGUGUAUCAUGAGGCGUUACUUGUGUGAUGGAUUCCGUGAUUGCAGGGAUGGAGAGGAUGAGUAUGAGGAGGAAUGUGGGCCAAAUCCAUGUAAGAGCAAGCUUCACUGUGACGACCAUCGCUGUAUUCCGAUAGACUGGUGCUGUGACACAUAUCAUGAUUCCAACUGCACUGUGAGAGUUCUGCCAUCGUGUUGCCUUCAGCUGUCUAAAUCAAUCAUGGAUCUAGAUGCAUACGCGAAUGAACCACCACCCCAGGGUCUAAGUGAUAUGGGAUUCCUUCAGAAUACACUUUACACAGUUGUAGGUUGUUCUAUGGCAUUCAUGUUCAUUGUAACAAUUCUUGUUGUUGCAAUUUGUCGUGUCCACAUGAAACGUUCAUUAUUACUCUCUCGUUGCUCUGGUGCUAGGAGUGGUAACCGAGCCCCACAGCAGCACCACCACCAUCAUGGAUUACAGCACAUGCCUCUUUAUGAUCUAGAUGUGCGGUUAAAUCGUUCCCUCUAUCCACAUUCAUCAUCAGUUUCUCCACAUACUGGUCUUUCGGUUACUUACAAUAUUAAUAAUGGUGUUCAGUUUAUGAGGCGGCCUAUGAAUCCACCUCCAUACUGUGAAAUUGUUGCCUCUCCUCCCAGAGAAGGCCCUCCUCCUCCUUAUAUCUCUCACGAAAACCUACCAUGUGCCGGUCCUGAAGCCAGGUCAAUAGCUCACAACAGUGCGGACGACAUCCCAGGUGAAAGGGACUCACUUCUGGACUCUGGAAGAGGGCUGGAGUCCAUAGAAAACACACAGUUAAGAGGAGACUCUGAAUAUUUGAAUGUACUAGCUGGAACAGUCUUCAUUUCCAGUCAACAGCCCAUGCAAGAAGUGGACAGAAACUGUCAGGUUGGUAAUGCAAUUUCAUUAACAAUAAACAGUGAUCACGAUGCUGUAUUAGGUCCAGAUACCAUUUGUAGUUUUGGAAAUGAUGAAAGAGUAAGUGAACUUUCAGUGGAGAGUGGUAUCAGCUGUGAGAAUUUAGUAGUUGCUCCGAACGUGCCUGAUGCUCAUGAAAUUACUCUGAACAAUGUAAGUGUUCCUGACAAGUCCUCAGCCAAAACGUCAACUGCUGUCAAUACAGUUUCUUGUACCACACAUAAUGACAGCAGUUUCAGCAUGGUUUGUGAUAGCCAAGAAAACCCCCUGCAUUGCCUACACGAUAGCUUCAUUAUGGUCCAUACCAAUUCAGCUGACUUGAAUCCAAGAAUAUUGGGUGCAGCUACACAUUUAGCCAGUGUCAAAUCUACGGAUACUUCUGUUCCCACUCUGACCUUGGAAAAUUAUGCAAGAACUAAGACUGAUAGUGAAGACUGAGUGUGUGUUCUAAAUUUGUAUGCAGUUAGUAGAUAUUAGUGUGAAUAUAGUUAACAGGUUUUAUUACAUUGUGAUUACUAUAAAAUUUAUCUUACUGUUGCUGCUUUAUCAUAUAUUAUCUUCCGAUUGGUAACAGUACUGUUUGACCUUAUGUAUGUUCACAUCCACUUUUACAAUUUAUCUGUUUUGUUACAAGUGGAAUAUAAACAUUAUUCUGUCAGAGUUUUAAGAGGAGGGUUAUUCAAAUACACAUGGUUCAGUAUGUGACUAGAGGGAGAGAAUAAAUACGGUGUUGAGCUGUAUCAGUCAUAAUAUGGUGCAAUCUGGAAGGGCACAGUACACUGACUUUCAUAGGCAGUGGAAAAAUGUAACAUUUCUAAAUAUGGGAACCUGGGUUGAGAAAUGUUGAAGAUCUUUAAUUGUAUUGAACUUUCUUAAAAUGAUUCCUACAUGAACUUGGCGUAGUGUUCGUCUGAAAUUCUUGAAGUUGUAAUUAUUUCCUGAAAUAGAACAAAUGUGACCAAUCUACUUAAUCUCAUUUUUAUUCUUCAACUAUAGUAGUUACUUUUGUUUCCAACAGAAAUAGAAUAACUUGCUAACUCCAUGGAACAGAACCUCUCUUGCAAAGCUAAUAGUCACUCAUUUAGGCAUUGAAGUCUCUGCAUUUUAUGGAAUCUGGGGGUUCAUUACUGGUCAGAAGAGCCCAGAAUGAUGUAAGUUACACAAACAUAAAUGUAAAAUAACUAAGUAUCUGGAAACAACAAUAACACACAGAAAUGAGGUCCUUGAUGAAAUUAAGGAUAGAACAUAUGGGGGUGAGUGGUUAGCAUUAUGCCACAGCCACACUUUACCCCCAGGAAAAAACCCCGGUACCAAUUGUAUAGGAGGCUGGGUGGGACCCAGAGCCAGUCUGGAUGCAGAGGCUAGAGGAAAAAUCCUCUGCCUCUAUUGGGAGUGAACCCCAAUCAUCCAGUCUGUUAGUAAGAUGAAUUAUGAUUGGAAAAUAAUAAACCAUUUUAGAUAUAUGCAAAACCUGUCUUUGUAGUGUAUUUUGCCUAAAUCCAGUAGUUCAGAUGUCUUUUGUGUCAGGCUGUGGGUGAAGUCUUUUAUUUUGUAGGCUUACAAGGGUUUGGUUUUGGUAGAAGAACUUACAUGGGAUUAAGGUGUGUUACAUGCAAUCUGUUAAAUAUGCAUGGCAGAGUCAUUACUUCUGUUAGCUUGCCUGUUGCCACUACAAGUUUUACUGUAUGCCACCUUAGAAGUAAUUCCCAUCUUCUUCGGCCGGUGGUCAUACUACUGGAAACAUUCUUAGAUCUUGCCAUUGUAACCACUUUAUCUUAGUCAUAAAUGUUUGCAUUUUGUUCACAACACUUGGCAGAGAUUCUUCUCUAUGAAAAUGUGACAGACUGAAUGUCAUGGUUCAUAUUUAGCAUGUAGUUCACCCUGUUUAUUUGAAAGGUCCUGGGUUUUUGGUGCAGAUAUCAUGAGUUCUUCCAUGGUUUUUUUCAGUCCCUCCAAGUGAAUCUUUUGAUAGGACAUGACUGUGUUCACAUUCUCAAUUCUUAUCUCAUUUAACGGUUGGUUUGGGACAUGCAGAUGCAAAGUGUGGUGAAGCACGUAGAAUGGUUUCUUCAUAUUGUGGUAACUUAAACUAACAUUUAUUUUGACCUUUCCUUUUGAUGCAUUUGCAUAUGUUUCAAGAUGGCUUUAUGCAGCUGGAAGAGCUGUUACUUUGGUUAGAAAAGGAGGAGCCCUUCAUAAUCACAGGAACCACAAAAGAUGUGUUACAAUUUCUAUUUGAGGGUAACUAAUAUGUAAUUCAGAAAUUUUUCAAAAGUAGAAUUUAUGGGACUGCUAAUAACCAUCUUUGUUGAGGAGCUGAAAGUCACUCAGUAAAGAAAUUCCUGACUCUAUGAUAGUUGAUGGUCUUCAUUUCAGUCUUUACAUCCCCCACCCCCCCAGUAGCUGACCCACACUGAGGAUGAUCUUAUGAAAUAUCCUGUUACAUAGCAGAUAGUAUUAUAAAUACAUUUUUGUUUGGCAGAAUUAAAGUAAUGACUGGCUUCAUUGGUAAGUAGCUUUCUAUAUUUCUGUUUUGGAGUUACUUGUUGGAGUUUUUGGAUUGCUGCCGACAUGUCACGGAUGGACGUGUCCACCAGGUGAGACAUUUUUGUGCUGCUCACUUUGCAUUUGUUUCAGGAAUCACUGCUUUGUAUACUGUUUUUAUGUUUGUUGUGUACUGUGUCUUACACAAAUUAAGUAACUUGCAUUUUAUUCUGGAUCAGAAAUAAAGGUUAUACCAUUAGACAGUAGAAUUUUGAAAAGGAAUUAUGUUACCUAAGCUGUUAAUUUAGGAAUUUAUCCAUAUUUACCUGAAUUGAUAGGUUAAUAGGCCUACAACUGUUUGGUUGUUUCAGCCAUAUUCCUAUGUAUUCCCCUUAUAUAUUUCUGUAAAUGUUUUCAUACGCAUGGAUACUUUAUUGUUUUAAUCCACAUUUUCAUUUUUAUAGUUUUGUUUCUGUAAUUUAGUUGAUGUAUCCUGUAAGUAAUAAUAAAAGGCUAUAGGUAGCACACUGA